Neurospora tetrasperma FGSC 2508 is the source of this 3099-nucleotide messenger RNA. RefSeq lists its product as uncharacterized. Bases 82 to 3015 code for a protein of 977 amino acids. NCBI's taxonomy places the organism in Eukaryota, Fungi, Ascomycota, Sordariomycetes, Sordariales, Sordariaceae. The transcript has a single exon. The record is from RefSeq and is a predicted model, not a curated record. Gene Ontology annotation, molecular function: protein binding; protein-containing complex binding.
CACUCUCGCGACUGGCAUGAUCGAUCGUCUGUUGCGUCCGUAACCAAGCCGACGAUAUAACCUCCAAAGCGUCCGCCCAACAUGCGCCGGAGUCGAACACCGCCUCCAUCGCCCUACCGCGUUCUGGCGCACCAUGGCGGACCCCAACCACCGCAAGACUCGGGUGCCCUCAUCAGGUCCUUCAAUGUCGAGACCAAUCCCACUCGCCCGAUUCGCCCCUCUCCUCUGACGGCCUCGACCAUCCCGGACAUGCCUCUCGACCUGGUGGACCGAAUCCGAUCGUUUCCCCUCUUCGUGUCCGCCCCAGAAGGCUUCCUCGUUGCGAUUGGCACCCAUCUCAAACCCCAGGUCCAUGCCGCCCAAGACCACAUCCUCACAGAAGGCGACGAAGCAAAAGCCAUGUACUGGCUGGUCCGUGGCGUGGUCGCCGUCACGUCCCGCGACGGCGAAGCUGUCUAUGCCGAACUCAAACCCGGCGCCUUCUUUGGCGAGAUUGGUGUGCUCAUGGACGUUCCACGAACUGCGACUAUCAUUGCGAGGACGAAAUGCCUGCUGGUCGUUCUUAAGAAGGAGGACCUACACGCCGAACUGCCCAAGUAUCCUGACAUGGAAAAGGCUAUUCGCCAGGAAGCACAGGAAAGGUUGACCAUCUUGAAAAAGAAGCGGCAGGAAGGCAGGCAAAUGGCCAAUUCUUUGAGCAAUAACCUAGCCCGAGAAGCAGUGCCUGGCGAAGUUAGUACCGGAGAGUCGGGCAGCAUCAAGGAGGGCGCCGUGGUCAGAAGCAAGAAGCGCAAGUCGCCCAGUCCUGGUGUGAUUGACGACCCGACCAUUAGUGGUAGCGCCCUGGGAAGCGGUUACGUCAAUGUGCGAAAGACGCUUAAAGAGCUUCCGCUGUUCUCGACGCUGCCUCCCGAUAUUCUGCACUUCCUGGGCCUAAGCGCACAGCCAAAGUCGUACUCGCCUUUUACCGACAUUGUCCGUCAAGGCAGUCCUGGUAACGACAUUUUCUUCAUAGUUCGGGGUGAAGCCGAGGUCGUACACGAAUCGGAAAAGACGUUCUCACGACCCCGUCUAAAACAAGGACAAUACUUCGGUGAGGUGGCUAGCCUAGGCUUGUCCGAAGGGAGAACUGCCACGGUCCGGUCCAUUACUGCAGUCGAAUGUUUGAUGAUUGGAGGGGAUGCGCUUGAAGAGCUCUGGAAGCGUUGUCCACCCGAGAUUCGGUCCCAGGUGGAAGAGACGGCUCGGAGGCGCAUCAAGGGAACGGAUGAAGAUGUGGAGAUGGUGGAUGCCCAGCCCGAAGUUACCUUCACCACACCUUCGAAGCCAACCUCGCCGGCUAAAGACAAGACACAACAGCCCACAGAUCCCGAUCCGUUCCUUAGCGUGGACAUGGAGAACAUUCGCAAUCGCCGUAGGAACUCGAUCGUCCCGCCAACUCCUCAAACCGAUGCUUCUGCCAUCGUUAACGGCAUGAAGGCUAUCACUCCCGAGAGCAGCCCGCUGCGACAUUCGGUGGCAGACGGCUCCCCGAUCCCGAGCAAGCGCGCGCGAACUUUACCUUGGAGACCAUCCACGAUCGAAGACGAAGCCAAGAAGCUUUCCCUGCCGGAUGACAUCCUGGUGUGCAUCUUCCAACACAUGGAUCUCCUCGAGUUGAUCAGACUACGAAUUGUUUGCCGAGACUGGCGUCGCCUGCUCACCACCAGCCCGAACCUCUGCACCCAUGUUGACCUCAGUCUGAUCAACCGCAAGGUGACCGACUGGUCCCUUAUUCACAUCCUUGCCCCCUUCAUUGGUCUGCGGCCUGUCGAGGUUGAUAUCAGCAACUGCUUCCACAUCACUGACGAAGGGUUCCAAGCCCUGUGGAAACAAUGCGGCAAGAACAUCAAGGUCUGGAAGAUGCGCAGUGUCUGGGACGUUUCCGCGUCGCAAAUUCUCGAAAUGUCCGAAAACGCCAAAAGUCUCGAGGAACUCGACUGGUCCAACUGCCGCAAAGUAGGCGACAACUUGCUCGCCAGGGUAGUUGGCUGGGUGGUCCCCGAGCCUCCCCCAUCCCGGUCCUCUGAGAAUGGCAAGGUGGUCAUCGCCUCUUCCAACUCUCGUAGCCGUCGUUCAAAGCCUACCGCCAACGGCUCAGCCACCGCUCCCGCCCAGCCACCGCCCGGCACCGUCAUAGGCUGCCCCAACCUGGCCCGCCUUAAUCUCUCCUACUGCAAACACAUCACCGACCGCUCCAUGCACCACCUCGCGCUACAUGCCUCCUCCCGUCUCCAAUCUCUCUCCCUAACACGCUGCACAAGCAUUACCGACCAAGGCUUCCAAACCUGGUCUCCGCAUCGCUUUCCCAACCUCACGACCCUCUGCCUAGCAGAUUGCACCUACCUCACCGACACCUCCAUCAUUGCCCUAGUGAACUCGUGCAAGUCCCUAACCCAUCUCGAUCUUUCCUUUUGCUGCGCCUUGUCCGAUACCGCCACCGAGGUUAUUGCGCUCGGUCUGCCGGGUCUGAGGGAACUACGGAUGGCGUUCUGCGGCAGCGCUGUGUCCGACGCGAGUCUGGGCUGCGUAGCGCUGCAUCUCAACGAGCUUCGUGGGCUGAGCGUGCGCGGGUGCGUGCGAGUGACGGGGGUGGGCGUGGAGAACGUCCUGGAGGGGUGUGGAAGACUGGAGUGGGUGGAUGUUAGCCAGUGUAGGAACCUCGGGGGGUGGUUGGUUGGAGGAGGAGUGGGGAGGUGGGGAUUUGAUGAGCGCGUUGUAAAGAAAAAGGGUGGUGAUGAUGCUUUGAGGAUGAUGGAGAGCAAGGCACAAGGGGGUAAGAUGGGAGCUGGAGGGGUGGGUGGUGGUGUGCAGAGACCGAGGGGAAACAACGGCGGACUGAGACAAAGUAGAGGUAAGGUGUUAGGACCGGGACCGGUGAUGAGGCCAAUUAUCCCGCCGAAAGGAGUGACAAACCACCGGACGAGGAAGCCGAUUCGAUUCGUGGUUGAGAAGUGUGGUCUCGAGUUAAGGUGAGGUUGCACGAGAGUCCGAGGCUGAGCCAGGAAUGACAUAGAGGGAUGACAUGGAACUGGACAUACAUACAUGGGCUGGUUAACU